AUGAAGAAUCAGGAUUCUCUAUUACGCGAAAUUUGGGUACAUCCUAUAACUGAGUUCUUGAAAUCUCAAUGGUUUUUCUUCUGUCUCGCUAUUUUCAUCGUUAUUGCAAGGUUUGCUCCAAAUUUUGCAAGGGACGGAGGGCUAAUAAGAGGACAGUAUAGUAUUGGAUACGGCUGCGUUGCAUGGAUUUUCCUCCAGAGUGGGCUGGGAAUGAAGUCUAGGUCAUUGAUGGCCAAUAUGCUAAAUUGGAGAGCUCAUACCACCAUCCUGGUGUUGAGUUUCUUGAUAACAUCGUCCAUAGUAUACGGGUUUUGCUGUGCUGUAAAGGCUGCCGAUAACCCUAAGAUAGAUGACUGGGUACUUAUCGGUCUGAUUUUAACAGCCACUUGUCCAACGACUGUGGCAUCGAACGUCAUUAUGACCACGAAUGCGGGAGGAAAUGACCUUUUGUGCGUUUGUGAAGUGUUUAUUGGAAAUUUGUUAGGAGCAUUUAUCACGCCUGCACUAGUGCAAAUGUUCACUAACCGGGCACCAUUUCAAUACGGUAAUCCCGCUACCGGAAAUGGUAUUGGUGCACUUUAUGGCCGUGUUAUGAAGCAGGUUGGCCUCUCGGUCUUCGUACCAUUAUUUGUUGGGCAGGCUAUACAAAAUUGUUUCCCCAAGUACACUGCUUCGUAUCUGGAUUUUCUAAAAAAAUAUCACAUUAAAAUUGGGUCUUACAUGCUUUUAUUGAUCAUGUUUAGUUCAUUUUCAACAGCCUUUUACCAGGACGCCUUUACAAGUGUCUCCCAUGUUUGUAUCAUAUUUAUCUGCUUCUUUAAUUUGGGAAUUUAUAUCUUCUUUACGGGCUUGUCGUACCUGUGCGCAAGACCCUGGUUUAUCAUCAAAAUUUUCCCUCAAGAACCGGUUGAAGGCAAAUCUACAAGGCUGUAUCGCUAUUCCUAUAGCCUUUUCAGGCCAUUUUAUUACUCUAAGAAAGAUGCGAUUUGCAUUAUGUUUUGCGGUCCUGCUAAAACUGCCGCGCUAGGUGUAUCAUUGAUUACUUCGCAAUACGGUGAUAAAAAGGAGCAUCUGGGUAAAUUGUUGGUUCCUUUAGUUUUAUAUCAAGUUGAGCAAGUGAUGACGGCAAAUUUCUUUGUGAGCUUAUUCAAAAGGUGGAUACAAAAGGACGACGAACCAGAUGGAAGUGAAUCGUCCUAUACAAAUGAAAACGAAGAGAUUGAUGUGGAAAAGAAUGUUUCAAUUAACACCGGUGAGAAUCAAGCUGUUUCUUCCAACAUAAUGCCAUUCGCAAACCCCAAGUAA
Messenger RNA from Saccharomyces kudriavzevii IFO 1802, 1305 nucleotides. It is a transcript of the gene RCH1, whose product is annotated as Rch1p. Gene Ontology annotation, cellular component: plasma membrane. Lineage: Eukaryota; Fungi; Ascomycota; Saccharomycetes; Saccharomycetales; Saccharomycetaceae. The coding region runs from base 1 to 1305 and encodes 434 amino acids. The transcript has a single exon. The record is from RefSeq and is a predicted model, not a curated record.